AUGUGCCCUCACGUGGCCAACAACGGCCUCGGACAGCCUCUCCUCCUCCGCAACGGCAGCGACAGCACCGGAACGUGGUUCGCGACGCACCAGUUCAUAGCCGAGAUGAUCUUCCACGCACGUGUUGAAAACCACCCGUGCCGAACGUGGGAGCCAAACAAUGCCGACAUUUUCUACGUUCCCUUUUACGGUGGGCUCUACUCUUCAAGCGUGUUCAGAGAACAAAACCUAACGAAGCGCGACGAGCUAGCCGUUAGAUUAGUCGAAUUUGUUAGCAGUCAAGGAUGGUGGAAGAGAAAUAACGGUCGAGAUCAUUUCUUGGCGAUUGGAAGAACAGCUUGGGAUUUCAUGCGAGAUGAUGAUGAAGACUUUGGAGCAAACAUACUCAUGCAGAUGCCACGUGUCAUGAACAUGUCGGUGCUGACCGUUUAG
Molecule: messenger RNA, 432 nt
Organism: Microthlaspi erraticum
Lineage: Eukaryota; Viridiplantae; Streptophyta; Magnoliopsida; Brassicales; Brassicaceae
Source: the annotation of a GenBank genome assembly